CGUGUGUCUUGUGCGUGUGCGUGUGUGUACGUAUGUCUGUUGCCUUGUCUCAAGGAUACUAAUUUGUGAUGGCGCGCGAGGUAGUACAUGCAGGUCUUGCAAGGCGAUGAUGAAAUCACCACUGCAGCUGGGAGAGCAGCGGUUGCAAGGCACUGCACAAAUCACAUGCGCUGCGCGGCUUAAGCCGAGGCGAGGUGCCCGAUGCCGCAGAGGCGUUCGCUUGGUCCUCGCCGUUGGCACAGCAUGUGGAAGUGGGGUUUUGGUUUCUUUUGGUUCGCCGAGUUUCUCGCAUUCCGCGCGGCCCUGUAUGACCAGAAACAGCGCCAAUCUGCCAGCAUACGGUGGCCCUCUUUGGAUGAGCACUGGUCGUGCAUCGAGGGGAGCCAGGCGAUGUCUUCGCGGUCAAGCCGGACAGCGGCAACAGAACGAGCCAGUGUUCACAAGGUCCUCUGCCAGGCCAUUGGCAGCUGCAGUUGCGUUUGGCCUCCUACCAGCAACUGCGUUGGCUGAAGCAGAUACUUGGCGCACGCCUAAGCCGACCCUCCCACAGCAGCGUUGGAAUUAUUGGCCUGUCCUUCCAGUCGCACCGUACGGCCGACGAGUGACAAUACGCAAAGAGCUCGUGCCUGGAGAGCUGUGGGCAUUCGACCAGAAGCUUGGGAUUUAUUACGUGCAAGUGCCAAUUCGGAUGACCGUCUAUCGUAUGCGGUCGCGCAGGGGGUUGUUCGUCUACGCGCCGGUGGCACCGACCGAGGAGUGCGUGGCACUGCUCAGGGAGCUCGAGGAGCUCCACGGACCAGUUCUGUACGUCGUCCUCCCGACGUGCGCAGUGGAGCACAAGUGGUUCUGCAGAACCAGCAAACACACACAAGCAUUGGCUCUCACUCAGACGCCCGCGCGUAGCUUUUCCUCUGGCGGCGGACCCCUUCACCGUGUCCCCCUCUCUCCCCGGCGCGCCGUGGCCCAGGGAGUGCGGGGAGGGGGUCAAGCGCCUGAGAGAAACCGCCUACGAAUUUUGCGGCAGUUGUUGCUUGUGUGGUUUGGGCGGUUUUGCAGGUUCGUGGGCCCUUUCUCCCGCUACUUCCCCACCGCGCAGGUGUGGGUGGCCCCAGGCCGGGCGUUGCCAAAGGCGUCACUGGCCCAAGGUGCCCUUAGGAUGUCGAAUUGAGCCAGCCACGACAUCCAGAGCACUCACGCGGCCCAGAGGGCUGCACAGGGGUUCCGAAAUUUAGAAUAAGAUAGACAUCCAACGGCUUGACAUUUAAGAUACGGGGUCCCCUGAAGGCCCGACCCACUUCCCCGAGACAGGCUUUUCAUCCCGAGUUUUGUUUGGCGACCCCGGGGCCCAGCGAGGGCCCCCAGAGGCCGAAAACCAGGAGAAGCAUCCGUCUUGUUUUUCAAUAAGUUGGACGCAUGGUAAAGUUUGGGGCACUUUGAAACAAUCGAAGACGUGGAGGAUGCAGAAUGAUCUGUUGCAGGUCCGCGCGGAUUUGUUUGAUCAGCGCUGGAACCCAUCAGCGAGGUCCGAAAGUUUCCAGAGCAGCUUGUCUGCAAAGCUUCUAUAUAACUUGUCCAAGACACGUGAAGCCAUUGUCGUAUCAGCAACGACCAGGAUGUGGAUGGGCCAGCCCCUGAGUACAAUUGUCGAGGGUUUUCUGCCGCAAGGGCGCCACUAUGUUCAUGCCGCCUCUAUCUGCUCCGAUAGCGAAGCGUAAAGAUGUCUUGGGCCAGUGGGCCCCCCCGAGAUUCGACGUCUCGAAAGAAUUGCAAGACCAGAACAAACCACGGCAGGAGCUCCAGACCCUAUCUUUCUGAACCAGUUUUCGAGCCGGAUCGAUAUGUGAGGGUCCCGGGGCCUGGCUCGAAAAAAUUUAGAUGCCCUGGACCAGUGGACACCUCUGGCACCCCCGACCCAGGCCAGUUCUCGGUGCCGCUGCCGCUGGCGCUCCAGUUCCUCGGCUUCCCAGGAGACCGGCUCCGCACCCUUCCGAAGAACCCGCAGGAUGCCUCGGUGCCGCAGGACUGGCGCACCGAGGGCAUCGACUACCGCGUGCUGGGGCCGAUCGGCAAGCAGCUCAACACUGGAGCCUUCGCAGAGGCGGUGUUCUACCUGCGGCCGUUGAAGGCGAUGCUGGUCUGCGACCUUGUCCUCCACAUACCGAGGGAGAUCCCCGAGAUCGUUCUGGAAGAUCCGCGGGCAUUAGCAUUCCACGCGAGGGACGGCCCUCUCUCGGAGGUGGACGUAUCACCCGAGGCGAUGGAGCGCGGCUGGAAACGGAUUUGCAUUUUUGCGCUGUUGUUCGGCACCACGGCGAUUGAGGUCCAGAGCACCCCAGAAGCGAUCCGCGAUGCUUUGAGGUCGCCAGCCUUGGAGCUGGGCUGGUCUGGGCUCCUCCCGUGCAACUAUGCGCAGCGGUGGGAGAGCACCUUUGAGGCCAUCCAGGGGGGGGGCUCGAACGGUCUCCUCGUCCCGCCGAUCCUGACGGAGCUGGUACUGAACCGGUACCUCAGCUCGGACGUCUGGUCCUUCGUGGAGGAGGUCGCGACCGCUUGGUCGGAUGCGGAGCUGAUCCUGCCUGCACACUUCGACACGCCGGUGGCCGCCGGAGUCUCCGAGUGGAGAGAUGCGUUCCGGCGUGCCUUUGGCGAGCCAGGCGGCCUGGGACUUCUCCAGAGCUCGGGUGGUGAACUGCCGGCGCGGGGUCCACAGCCACAGGAGGCAGACUUGGAGUUCAUCCGGAACAUCAGCGACUCGCUCACGAAUCUGGGCAUCAUUGAUCCGCCAGAGCGCAUGACCUAUGCGUCCGGCGCGGAGGCCGAUGGUUUAUCAAGGGGUUGACGUGUUGUGACAGGCCAGGUCAGGUCAGGUCAGGGCCGAUCGCGCGCGGAGGCCGCGCACGCCCCACAAGUCGAGACGGCGGUUGAA
Prorocentrum cordatum is the source of this 2926-nucleotide messenger RNA. Lineage: Eukaryota; Dinophyceae; Prorocentrales; Prorocentraceae. The record is from the annotation of a GenBank genome assembly.